AUGACCCCCUUCAAGAAUGCCCAGGAAUCGGGCACACCCUCUCUCCUCGCAAGCGUCCGGCAUACGGUCGAGGUGACUUUUCUGUCCAGCUAUACCAAUGUGCUAUUAAUCUUUGUAUUCCUGGGGAUACUCUCCGGCUCCCAAGAAUGGAACCCCUCCGCCGUGUUUAUCCUGAAUUUUCUGGCUAUCUUCCCACUGGCCUCGUUGCUGUCCUUUGCGACCGAGGAAUUGGCGAAAAGCGUCGGCCAAACGGUAGGAGGCCUGAUCAAUGCGUCUUUUGGCAAUGCCAUCGAAAUGAUCGUUGGUAUCACGGCUGUGAGCCAGGGUGAGAUCCAUAUGGUGCAGUCUUCGAUGGUUGGCUCGAUCCUGUCUGGCACGCUGCUGGUUCUGGGAUGCUGUUUCUUUGCCAGCGGCUAUGAUAAGGAGACAGUCCACUUCAAUGUCGAUGUGACGGGGAUCAUGUCGUCCUUGAUGAUUGUAUCCUCCUCCGCGCUAAUCAUCCCAUCAACCUUGUAUUCCACGUCUCUGUAUGCCUCUCCCGGUGGAAACGAGUAUAUCCUCCACCUAUCACAUAUUACCGCUGCCUUGCUAUUGCUAUUCUAUUUUGUCUAUCUAUACUUCCAGCUUAGCAGCCACUCCCAUCUCUUCACUAGCACCGAAGACGACGAAGAGGAGGAGGAGCGCCAGCUGGGACCCAUGGCAGCUAGCAUCAUUCUUAUUGCCGCUACGCUGGGAGUGACUGUUUGUUCCGACUACCUCGUAGAAGGGGUCGAUGGCUUUGUUGAAGCCUACGGGGUGAGCCGGGCCUUCUUGGGCCUGAUCGUCGUGCCGAUUGUGGGUAACGCUGGCGAGUUUGCAACCACCGUGAAAGCAGCCAAGGAAGGAAAGGUGGAUCUGGCCAUUGGUGUGAUUGUUGGCAGCACGCUUCAAAUCGCACUUUUCGUCACGCCAUUCUUGGUACUGUAUGGAUGGGCUUUGGGUCAACCGAUGUCGUUGCGCUUCAACUCGUUCGAGACCGCCUGUUUCUCGCUGGCGGUGGUGGUGAUGAAUUGUCUGAUUCGUGAGGGUCGGUCGAAUUACUUUGCGGGUGUCUUGUUGUGUGGAACUUAUCUGAUCAUUGCGAUUGCCUUUUAUGUCCACCCAGAUAUUGUCGUUCCCGGAGAAAUUUUUAUACCAAUACACCGUCUCAAUGCGACCAUUAUGAUCGACAGGUUGGAUACUUCUAAUGCCUUGACGACGGAAAUCCGACGGGCAAAAGAUGCUGCCGACCUGAGCGAGAAGCCUGUCAUCGCCCAUGGACCACUGGUUCGGGGCGAGCCCAGCGCAUUCGAGUUUUCGGCUGAGCAGUUGAGCGGACUCAUCGAAUCACGAAGUCUGGAUACAUUCUACGCCUUUGGUGGCCUCCGCGGAAUAGAAAGGGGCCUGCGAAGCGAUCGAAAUACCGGAUUAAGCGUGGACGAGUCGAGCGUCAGGAACCAUGAACCAUCGGCCACAGCCUCGUCCGUCGCCAAACCUUCCCACCAGCCCCAUCAUCGCCAUCUUCACCUCCACAAUCACCAUGGCACCGAACAAUUCGCAGACCGACGCGCUGUCUUCGGCAACAACCGCCUCCCCGUUCCCAAGUCACCCACGGUCCUGCAGUUGAUAUGGGCGGCAUACAAUGACCACGUCCUCUUCCUCCUGACAGGAGCGGCAAUCAUUUCGCUUGCCCUAGGCCUAUACCAAACAUUCGGAACUCAGCAUUCGAGCUCAAACCCGCCUGUCGAAUGGGUAGAAGGGGUAGCCAUCAUCGUUGCCAUCAUAGUCAUCGUGCUGGUGGGCGCAGGCAAUGAUUUCCAGAAAGAGCUGCAAUUUCAAAAGUUAAACAAGAAGAAACAAGAUCGCCUUGUGAGGGUAAUCCGCUCCGGCCGGCCACAGGAGGUACCUAUCAACGAUCUGGUGGUCGGGGAUGUCGUACACAUGGAGCCAGGAGAUGUCAUACCGGCCGAUGGAAUCCUGAUUCGCGGCCACCACAUCCGAUGCGAUGAAUCAGCUGCGACCGGUGAGUCAAACUUGUUGUUGAAGCAGUCCGGUGAUGAGGUCGCGGAUGCGAUUGCGGAUUGCCGUGAUACUAAAUACCUUGACCCGUUCGUGAUCUCGGGGUCCAAGGUCGCAGAAGGCCUCGGCUCGUUCCUGGUAAUAGCAACCGGCAAUCAUUCGAGUUAUGGCAAGAUCCUCCUAAGCCUGGAAGAAGACCCUGGCUUCACACCACUGCAGUCGCGACUCAACGUAUUAGCGAAAUACAUCGCCAAAUUUGGCGGUAUUGCCGGUCUGGUCUUGUUCGUCAUCCUGUUCAUCAAGUUCUUGGUUGGUCUGCGCCACUCGACGUCGUCCGCGACCGAAAAAGGCCAGGAUUUCUUGGAAGUUUUCAUCAUUGCUCUGACAGUAGUUGUCAUUGCUGUGCCUGAAGGACUUCCAUUAACCGUGACGCUUUCUCUUGCCUUUGCCACCACCAGGAUGUUGAAGGACAACAACUUAGUGCGACAUUUGCGCGCCUGUGAGAUCAUGGGCAAUGCUACCGACAUUUGCUCGGACAAGACCGGGACCUUGACCCAAAAUAAGAUGACCGUGGUCGCAGGUAUUAUUGGCAUAGAAGAGUUCUCGGAUUUAGGACCACAGACGGACGCCCCUUCGCGUGACGUUCCGACUACUGCUGUGUUGAAAUCUCGCCUGCACAAUUAUGUGAAAUCACUAAUUGUUAAUGCGGUUGCUUACAACACCACGGCGUUCGAGUCGAUAGCGGAUGGAAAUGUCACCUUUGUUGGAUCUAAGACCGAGGCUGCUUUGCUCUAUUUCGCCCGAGACAACAUGGGCUUGGGCCCAUUGGAACUGACACGAUCUGGUUAUGAAGUUGUGGAGCUCAUACCCUUUGAUGCUACGCGCAAGUGCAUGAUCACUGUGGUGUGCUUGGAUGAUGUUAAUGGGUAUAAGCUGUAUAGGGCGUAUAUAAAAGGAGCGCCCGAGGUAUUGAUGGGGUUCUGUAACAGGACGCUGGUGGAACCGACAAAAGGCGAUUCCGUUACCGCAUUGACUGCAAGUACCAAGGAAGCUAUACGCCAGAAGGUAGAAGCCUACUCAAAGUGGUCGCUAAGGGCUAUCGCGUUAUGCUACCGAGAUUUCGAGGUGUGGCCCCCGAACCGAGCUGGAGAGAUUCAGUCCGACACACUCGACCUCGAAGAUAUACUUAACAACCUGACUUUGAUUGGAAUUGCCGGUAUCCGUGAUCCUUUGCGGGAGGGAGCUCAUGAUGCCGUGGAGACUUGCCGUCGGGCGGGAGUGACGGUGCGUAUGGUGACUGGAGAUAAUCUGUUAACAGCGCAAUCUAUCGCCGAGGAAUGCGCGAUUGUCACCAACAACGAGGACAUUGUUAUGGAAGGACACGAGUUUAGACGCUUGACAGAGGAGGAGCAAUUAGAGAUUGCACCCCGUCUUAAAGUUCUGGCACGAUCUCAACCAGAGGAUAAACGUACGCUUGUGCGACGGCUGAAGCAAAUUGGGGCAACGGUUGCCGUCACUGGAGAUGGAACAAAUGACGCUCCUGCACUCAAAGCAGCUGACGUUGGAUUUUCCAUGGGAAUAUCGGGGACAGAAAUUGCGCGCGAGGCUUCAGCCAUUGUCUUAAUGGAUGAUAAUUUUGGCUCGAUUGUGAAGGCGAUCAUGUGGGGUAGGGCAGUCAGUGAUGCGGUUCAAAAGUUCUUGCAGUUCCAAAUUACUAUCACCUUCACCUCUGUCGGACUGGCAUUCGUCACCUCCGUCGCUAGCUCCAGCGAAACAUCAGUGCUGACAGCCGUGCAACUGAUGUGGGUAAAUCUAAUCCAAGAUACCCUGGCGGCACUUGCGCUUGCCACCGAUCCACCGUCUCCCAGAGUGUUGGACCGAACGCCCGACAAGAGAACUACUCCCUUGAUAACAGUGCCAAUGUGGAAGAUGAUAAUCGGGCAGUCGAUAUACCAGCUCGCCGUGACAUUAGUGCUCCACUUUGCCGGUAACAGCAUAUUCUCAUACACCACCGCGCACGAACACUCCCAGCUACAAACAGCUGUAUUCAACACAUACGUUUGGAUGCAAGUAUUCAAUCUAUACAACACCCGCGCACUCGGCAACAACAUCAACGUCUUCGAAGGCAUCCACCGUAACUGGCUCUUCAUCGGUGUCAACGUUAUCAUGAUCGGCGGACAAAUGAUCAUCAUGUUCGUGGGCGGGCGCGCAUUCUCCAUCACUCGCCUCACUGGCGUGCAAUGGGCCUACUCUGUUGUUUUGGGUGUCUUGUCUCUUCUUGUCGGGGUAGUAGUGCGUUUCAUCCCGGAUAGCCUCGUCGAGCGAUUAUUUGCGGGUGUAGGAUUGUUUAUGGGUCCCUUGUGGCGGUUAUUGAGGGUGAACAUUGAGUAA
Aspergillus costaricaensis CBS 115574 is the source of this 4428-nucleotide messenger RNA. RefSeq names its product plasma membrane calcium-transporting ATPase. Gene Ontology annotation, biological process: intracellular calcium ion homeostasis; calcium ion transmembrane transport. Lineage: Eukaryota; Fungi; Ascomycota; Eurotiomycetes; Eurotiales; Aspergillaceae. Gene Ontology annotation, cellular component: membrane; intracellular membrane-bounded organelle. Gene Ontology annotation, molecular function: ATP hydrolysis activity; ATP binding; P-type calcium transporter activity. The coding region runs from base 1 to 4428 and encodes 1475 amino acids. The transcript is spliced from 8 exons. The record is from RefSeq and is a predicted model, not a curated record.